Molecule: messenger RNA, 605 nt
Organism: Schizosaccharomyces japonicus yFS275
Lineage: Eukaryota; Fungi; Ascomycota; Schizosaccharomycetes; Schizosaccharomycetales; Schizosaccharomycetaceae
Product: fission protein Fis1
Exons: 2
Coding region: 78-605 (175 amino acids)
Biological process (GO): mitochondrial fission
Cellular component (GO): mitochondrial outer membrane; mitochondrion
Source: RefSeq, a predicted model, not a curated record
CAAAGAAAUUGUGAGUGCAAUACGCGUGGAAAUUCAACAUAAACCGUACUGCUAACACGUCCUUUAGUUCACUCAUCAUGAGCACUUCAGAAAUUCAUAUUCGUUUACCACCGCCUACGGCUGUCCGCCGUGAAGUUCCUGUUGAAGAGUAUUUACAGGUGAAGGAGUCCUAUGACAAGGAGAAACCCAUUGUCUCUGUUCAGACACAGUUCAAUCUUGCUUGGGUACUGAUUCGUUCAAGCUCAGAGCACCAACAACGCCAAGGACUGAACUUGUUUUCAAGUAUCUAUAAGGAAGUUCCAGAGAGAAGACUAGAGUGUCUGUAUUACAUUUCCCUGGCUUACUACAAGCUUUUUGAAUACGACGAGGCACGCCGGUAUAUUGAUAUGUUUCUUGCUAAGGAACCGAAGAACAACGAAGCUGCGUUGCUUCGAGAAAUGAUUCAUCACGACGUCAAAAAAGGUUUGUAUGAAGGAGAGGGCGGCUUUGAUGGAGUAGAGAACGGCUACAUCGGAAUGGCCAUUGUCGCUGGUACAGUGUUUUCGGGUGCUGCACUUUUUGGAUGGGUCACCAAGAAAUUGUUUUUCAACCGCAGCAAGAAGUAA